CGCAUGCAUAUCCCAUUUCUAUCCAAGCCGUUUGCAGAGAUAGUGCACUCACUGCGCUGAGAGCAGCGGUCACAAAUCAAGUCCGUCUCGGCAAGUCAAUUUUGUAUCUACGGUGGAUAUUACAAUCCAAGCCUUAGCUCUCUGCUGAAGAGACAGAAGAUGGACUCAGCCAUUAACAGCCACCUUGUGCAGAACCUGUCCAUUCUUCUGAGUGCUGGUUAUUCCAACGAGACCUGUCGCUUUGAUGAGGAGUUUAAGUACAUCCUACUGCCUGUUUCCUAUAGCCUGGUGUGUGUUCUGGGUCUGGUGCUGAACUCUGUGGCUCUGUGGAUGUUCCUGACCAAGAUGCGACCGUGGAACACCAGCACCGUCUACAUGUUCCACCUGGCCCUCUCAGACUUCCUGUACGUUCUCUCGCUGCCCACCCUCAUCUACUACUACGCUAACCGCAGCCACUGGCCCUUCGGCGUGGCCGCCUGCAAAAUCGUCCGCUUCUUGUUCUACGCCAACCUCUACAGCAGCAUCCUCUUCCUCACCUGCAUCAGCGUCCACCGCUACCUGGGCAUCUGCCACCCCAUCAAGGCCCUGACCAUGGUGAAGCCACGCCAUGCCCACGCCGUGUGUGGAAUGGUGUGGGCUGCUGUCACGGCGUGUCUGGUGCCCAACCUCAUCUUUGUCACCACCAGCCAGAGGGACAACGACACGGUGUGUCACGAUACGACCAAUCCCGAGCAGUUUGAGGAGUAUGUGGACUACAGCUCUGCGGUCAUGGUCCUGCUGUUCGGCGUCCCCUUCAUGGUUAUCAUGGUCUGCUACAGUCUGAUGGCACUGGCUCUGUGUCGGCCCAGACGGGGGCUCUCGUCCAGCCAGCAGAACUCACCCUCCCGCACCAAGUCCAUCAAGCUAAUUGUGGUGGUGCUGGUGGUGUUCGCCGUGUGUUUUGUACCCUUCCAUAUCACACGCACCCUCUACUAUACCUACCGUGUACUGAAUGCCAAAUGUGAAUUCCUGAACAUCGUCAACUUUGCCUAUAAGAUCACCAGGCCUCUGGCCAGUGUGAACAGUUGUAUUGAUCCCCUCCUGUAUUUCCUGGCUGGGGAUCACUACCGCUCUAAGCUGGUCAAAGCUCUCACUGGAAAUAGACCGACAACCACCAGCCUCUCUGCUGCCUGCCUGAAAAAGCGCCCCAAAAAGAACCAUGAGAUCAUGCUGGUCUAUAAGAACCCAGAGCCUAAAGCCAGCGUUGAACCUAUGAGAUAGUGGGUUAUACAUAUGGACAACUAUGGGGCAUCAUAUAGAUAUGCCUAACCUCCAUAAUAUAAACAGGAAGGAAACAGUUAAUAGCCCUAGGCUGGCCACUACACAGCUGUACUUUCUUUGGAUGCUGUUCUGUCAUUUCAGACACGGAUGACUACUGUCCAGGGUGAACGAAGGGGCCUCUUGCCAGAGCUCAGACCUGAGUGAGAAAUUCAGUUCCUAUAAGGCUGUUCGGUCAAUGUCAUGUUUAAGAGAAUGAAGAAGUGGGAGUACGGUUGAGUUCAGAAAACAGUGGUGAAAAAGUACCCAAUUACCAUACUUGAGUGAAGUAAAAAUGAAAGUCACCCAGUAAAAUACUACUUGAGUAAAAGUCUAAAAGCAUUUGGUUUUAAAAAUACUUAAGUAUCAAAAGUAAAUGUAAUUGCUAAAAUAUACUUAAGUAUCAAAAGUAAAAGUAAAACUAUACAUUAUUUUCAAUUCCUCAUAUUAAGCAAACCAGACGACAUCUUUUUCUUGCUUUUUUAUUUAUGUGUGUUUAGUGAGUCCGUCAGAUCAGAUGCAGUAGGGAUGACCAGGGAUGUUCUCUUGAUAAGUGCGUGAAU
Messenger RNA from Oncorhynchus tshawytscha (Chinook salmon), 1859 nucleotides. Its product is annotated as P2Y purinoceptor 4. The record is from RefSeq and is a predicted model, not a curated record. Lineage: Eukaryota; Metazoa; Chordata; Actinopteri; Salmoniformes; Salmonidae. Gene Ontology annotation, cellular component: plasma membrane. Gene Ontology annotation, molecular function: G protein-coupled purinergic nucleotide receptor activity; G protein-coupled UTP receptor activity. Gene Ontology annotation, biological process: G protein-coupled receptor signaling pathway; transepithelial chloride transport. The coding region runs from base 160 to 1260 and encodes 366 amino acids. The transcript is spliced from 2 exons.